CAGAUAAUAAACAACGAUCGUUUCGUUUAUUGAUGAAUGAUAUUAACAUUACAUGUACAAAUAAAUUAGUUUAACAAGGAAUACAAGACAACUAAUGAUAAUUAAAUGUAAAAAAGAUGUUUGUAUAUUUGAGUAAAAAAAUAGCAAUACCAAAUAAUUUUCGAUUAAAUUGUAUAGCAUGGAAUCAAAGAGAAGGUUAUAUAGCUGUAGGUGGAGAGGAUGGUCUUUUAAAAGUGCUUAGAGUAGAUUCCAAUGUCAGUAAUUCUACGAGUGGUGCAAAGUCUAGAAAUUUAACAGCUACAAGUAAUUUAAGUAUGAAUCAAACUUUGGAAGGUCACAAUGGACAUGUACAAGUAAUUACAUGGAAUGAACAACAUCAGAAAUUAACUUCAAGUGAUCAAAAUGGUGUAAUCAUAGUUUGGAUGUUGUAUAAAGGUUCCUGGUAUGAUGAAAUGAUAAACAAUUGUAAUAAAUCAAUAGUUAAAGGGAUGGCAUGGAGUUUAGAUGGAUUAAAAAUAUGUAUAGUCUAUGAAGAUGGAGCGGUAAUUGUAGGUUCAGUUGAUGGCAAUAGAAUUUGGGGAAAAGAAUUAAAAAAUAUAGCUCUUGCUGCUGUACAGUGGUCUCCAGAUGGAAAAUUAUUAUUAUUUGGUAUAAAAAAUGGAGAAGUUCAUCUCUUUGACAAUCAAGGUGUAUUUUUAACAAAAUUAAAUAUGUUACCACUUAAUAGUGGUCAAAUUCAAACAAUAGUUUCUUUGCAAUGGUAUGAUGGAAGAAAUGGUUAUAUUGGCUUAGAUUCUCCUACUUUAGCUGUUUGUUAUAGAAAUGGCAAAAUACAACUCAUGAAAGACACAAAUGAUGAUAAUCCAAUUGUAAUAGAAACUGGUAUGACAGCAGCAUGGUGUUGUUGGAAUAGUUAUGGAUCUAUAUUAGCUGUAACUGGUAUGGUACCAUUAUUAGGUAAUGGAGAAGCAAAAGAUAUUAAUGUCAUUCAAUUCUAUACUCCAUUUGGUAAACAUAUGAGGACUUUAAAAAUACCUGGUAGAGAAGUCACAUGUUGUGCAUGGGAAGGAGGAUCCCUUAGAGUAGCUUUAUCAGUUGAUUCUCAUAUUUAUUUUGCAAAUAUUCGUUUAGAUUAUAAAUGGACUUAUUUCAGUAACACUGUUGUAUAUACGAAUGAAAAGAUCACUAAGGAUGGCAUUUGCAUUAUAUUCUGGAAUACAACAAAUAAUACUUAUUGUACUAAGAAUGUAAGAGCAUUGAUUUCUAUAGCUUCAUACGGAGAUCAUUGUGUUUUAGCGGUAAAAAAUGAUCUUGCUCAAGGGUCAGAGCAAUUUACACUUUUAGUAUGCAAUACAAUUGCCACUCCAAUAGAUACAAAAUAUAUAAAUCUGGAGCCAUUAUGGGUGACAAUGACUAACAAUGUGAUUAUUACAGCAUCCAAGAACAAUUUUUUAGUUUGGAGUUAUCGUACUCCUCGUAAUUCCAUGUUACAUGCAGGAAGAAUUAGAAGAGAUAAGAUUUAUCAUAUUGAUGAAACUCCAACUGGAGUAACAGAAGUCAUUCAAGAUUUAGAUAAAGAUAGAUCCUUUGAAGCACCUAUUAAUACUAAAGCUACUAUGGAUCCAAUUUGUUGUUUGUGUGCAACUGAUAAGAUUCUAUUAAUAGGUAGAGAAUCAGGAAUGAUUCAAAGAUAUUCUUUAUCUCAAAUAACUCUUACAAAUAGAUACAAUACAUCUUGUAAGCUUUACAAGAUUGCAAUCAAUUGUGAUUCGUCACGGGUAGCUAUUAUGGAUUCAAGUGGCGUUUUGACUAUGUUAGAUUUAGAGACUGAUUCUAGAAAAAAUAUUAUUUCGAAGGAUGAAGAAUCAGAGAACGAAAUAAACAAGUUUGAAAGAAAAGAUGUAUGGGCUAUGUGCUGGGCACAAGACAAUCCCACUUUAUUAGCAAUUAUAGAAAAAACUAGAAUGUAUGUUCUAAAAGAAUUCGAUCCUGAAGAACCAAUAUCUUGUUCUGGAUAUAUUUGCUCAUUUAAAGAUUUAGAAAUACGUUGUGUUUUACUGGAUGAUCUCAUGCAAAAUCCGGAAGACACAAAAAAUGAAUUAAUAGUAGAUUUAGAAGUAAAAUCCCUAAGAGAUACUAGAGAAUUAUUGAUGAAAGUAGGAUUAAAAGAAGCUAACAAUUUCAUCCAGGACAAUCCACAUCCACGAUUGUGGCGUUUAUUAGCUGAAUCAGCUUUACAAAAAUUAGAUUUGGAAACUGCAGAAAAUGCAAUGGUUCGUUGCACAGAUUAUUUGGGAAUACAAUUCAUUAAACGUUUGCAGAACGUGCAUAAUGAUCAAUUGAAGAAAGCCGAAGUGGCUGCUUUUCUUAGCAACUAUGAUGAAGCAGAAAAGUUAUAUUUAGAUAUGGAUAGAAGAGAUCUUGCUAUUUCAUUGCGUCAAAAAUUAGGAGAUUAUUUUCGAGUUGUACAAUUAAUGAAAAUGGGUAUCGGCGGAUCUGAUAAACAAAUGGAAUAUGCUUACAAUAAAAUUGGCGAAUAUUAUACUGAAAUACAGAAUUGGGAAGGUGCAAAAGAAUAUUAUGAGAAAACUAGGAAUUUAGAAAAACUUAUAGAAUGUUAUUACAAAUUAGAAGAUUUCGCUCAAUUAGCAGGAAUAGUACAACAGUUACCAGAUAAAAGCCCUCUUUUAAAAACAGUAGCAAGAAUGUUAGGUUCCGUAGGUAUGUGUUCCCAGGCAGUGGCAGCAUAUAUAAAAUACGGAGAUGUGAAAUUAGCCGUGGAUACAUGCGUCCGUUUAAACCAUUGGGAUCAAGCAGUUGAAUUAGCAAAAACAUAUAAAAUGGCUCAAAUAGAUGAAUUAUUGAAUAAAUAUGCCAAUCAUCUUUUGUCUAAUGGUAAGAGAUUGCAAGCCAUAGAAUUAUAUAAGAAAGCAAAUCAUAACUUGGAAGCAGCGAAGCUAUUGUUUAAAUUGGCAGAAGAGCAAGCAAAAACUAGAAUGAAUCCAUUACGUGUAAAAAAGAUUUAUAUCUUAGCAGCUUUGCUAAUUGAGGACCACAUCAAUAGCACUCCGACUAUUAAAGGCAGUCGAAGCAACGUUGUGAUGGGAUUAACAGAGAAUAACGAAGAUAGUCAAGUAAUAGAAAAUGCUUGGAAAGGUGCAGAGGCCUAUCAUUUUCUUUUAUUAGCCAAUAGACAGAUAUAUUUAGGAAAUUUCGACGCAGCCAUGAAAACAGCCUUGAGAUUAAGGGAAUACGAAGAGAUUUUACAACCUGAAGAUAUUUAUUGUUUGCUUGCUCUAUCAAGUGCAGUUAAUCAUGCUUUUGCAGUCUGCUCCAAGGCAUUCGUCAAAUUAGAAUCUUUAGAAACUAUAUCAGAGACGACUAGAGAAGAAUACGAGGAUUUGGCUGUGGAAAUUUUUACCAAACAUAGUCCUCAAGAUGUUCGUAAUUCUAAAGCAGAAUGUACAAAUUGCGAAAGUCUAGUGCCUGAUUGGUGUGUCGCUUGUCCUAAUUGCAUGACCAGAUUUCCUCCUUGCAUUAUGUCUGGAAAACCACUGAUGGAUCUAAGCAAUGCAUGGAUUUGCACCGUUUGCAGACAUCACGUUGCUACAGAACGAGAUGUAGUUAAUAUUAAUGCUUGUCCCUUGUGUCAUAGUACGGUUACAUACAUGUAAUGAAAGCUUGUGAGAAUGCAUUAAGCAUGCAAAUCAAACAAAUACAUAUUUUAUGUUUGCGCUUUUAAAUAAAAGCAAAUAUGCUAGCGAAGUUUAGACUUGCUGUCGAAAGAAUAUAUUUUUUUUAUAGUUUUAUAUUAUAUAUUGCUAAAAGGAUUAGUUUUAAUUCUUUUUAUAACUUAAAUAAUCGACG
Molecule: messenger RNA, 3867 nt
Organism: Apis florea (little honeybee)
Lineage: Eukaryota; Metazoa; Arthropoda; Insecta; Hymenoptera; Apidae
Gene: Oseg4
Product: intraflagellar transport protein Oseg4
Biological process (GO): intraciliary retrograde transport; protein localization to cilium; non-motile cilium assembly
Cellular component (GO): non-motile cilium; intraciliary transport particle A
Molecular function (GO): protein binding
Source: RefSeq, a predicted model, not a curated record